AUGGAGUGGUCUAACGAGACAGUUCUUAAGUUCUUGGAGUGGGAUGAAAAUGAACCCGUAAUAUGGAAUGCAUCUUUACCAAACCAUAAAAAUAGAAAUGAUGUUUAUGAUGCUUGGAAUCGCAACGAAGUUAAGAUGGAUAAGAAAUACACCAUCACUAAAUUAAAAAAGAAAAAGGAUUCAUUAAUGGCUACCUUUAGAGCCUGUUUAAAUAAAGUAAAACAAAGCUUGAAAAGUAAAGCAGGGACCGAUGAAAUUGAAAAACCACCGUGGUUCGCCUAUGAAGAAAUGGCCAAAUUCCUUCGGCAUAAGAAUCUUCGAAGGACAAUAAAUACACAGGACAUUUCGACGAAGAAGAUGGCAACAAUGAUAAAGAGGAGACUAUUGCUGGUGGAAAUUGAUAGACCUGCACGGGAUAAUAAUGAUAGUAUGUUUGCCAACACAAAAUACUAA
Molecule: messenger RNA, 453 nt
Organism: Brassicogethes aeneus
Lineage: Eukaryota; Metazoa; Arthropoda; Insecta; Coleoptera; Nitidulidae
Source: the annotation of a GenBank genome assembly